CUCCUAGAAAAAAAAAAGAAGGAGCGAGAGGUCUCCUAGAAAAAAAAAAAAAAGAAAAGGAGCGAGAGGUCUCCCAGAAAGAAAAGGAGCGAGAGGUCUCCCAGAAUGAAAAAGGAGCGAGAGGUCUCCCAGAAAGAAAAGGAGCGAGAGGUCUCCCAGAAUGAAAAAGGAGCGAGAGGUCCUCCAGAAAGGAAAAGAGCGAGAGGUAUCCAAAAAAGAAGAGGAUUAAAUUAAAAAAUAAAUAAAUUGUGCGUCACCAAAUACGAUUGGGAUUAUAUUUGAAAGAUAUUAGAGAAGAAACCGUUUAGCUAGAACUGAAGUCAACAUAGUUUAUAGUGAGAAAUUAUUACAAUAAUCCUAAUCGUGGAUUGUUACAUUGUUACACUUUCAGGAAGCCCAGAAAGACUAAAGGGGCCGUCAAGGAUGAUCCCAUUCUGGUUGAGAACGCUAAACUCAAAAAGCAGAACGCCGAGCUGACGAAGCAGGUGGAGAGCUUGAACGAGAGUGUCGCCGCCCUGCAGGCCAGCUUGCUGGCAUCUCGUAGCGAUGGCAACGAAGCCGAGAGUGUGGAUUUCAACCCAAGAGAGUGUCCGUCAAGUACUCAGGCCGGCGGGUCGAGACGUUCCCCGAACAAUGGGUUAUUCGUGAGGAACCCAGCCCAUAGGACUCGCGAGGAGGAUACCGUUCCGGACGUGACUCGUUGGUUGUCGUCGAUAACAGUAGGAAGCAUCAACAUCCCGGAAUGUAAACCUUCAGAAGGUGAACAGAUCGGGAGGCGCGAUUUUGAUCAGUGGGUCGAUAUUUUCUCUUCACACAUGGAUCUCGCUGGCGUUACGGACGAAGUGACGAAGUUGGCUUUGUUCAAAGUCAAGGCCGGCUCUGCGCUUCUCGAAAUCUUCCACCACACGAAAUCGACCCAAGAUGCCCCGAAUGUGGAAACAUUCCCAUUUGCGAACGCGAUGCACCGAAUGAGAACCUACUUCCGAUCCUCAUCUGACGUUAUGUUGCAACGCCGGCGCUUGCGGCUGCUGGCACAGGACGCUAACGAGUCGGACAUGGCGUAUGUCGCCCGUGCUGCUAAGGUGGCCAGACAGUGCAACUUCGAGGAUUGCAAAGAACUGGAAGAAAUCGUCGGUACGCUAGCGGGUCACGGUCGAUCGAAGGAGUUGCGGGUCGUCGCCAUGACUUUGCUCAGGGAGAUCAACGACAUCAAAGAUUGGAACGACUUGAAUGAUGUCAAGAAAGUGGAGCUUACAUAUCAGGAUCUGAUUGACCGCAUUCGUGGUCUAGAAGCAAUAAACCUUAAUGAAACUCACUACAAGACAAAGUACAACAGCAACGAGCAGGUGACGGUUGCCGCUGUAGAAGCAGACGAAGCUUUCACCCCAAUCCGUCAGGCACAGUUUCGGCGAGGAGGCGGCUCUGGGGUCGGCCGGUUCAACGCGCGAUUCCAACCAUACCGUCGGCCGGAAAGCUCACGAGGGUUCGGAAACUAUCGCGGUUCAGCGGAGAGCUCUCGAGGAUCUGCAAGCUAUCGCGGAACAGCCAACUUCCGCAGAUCGAAUCAGUACCGGUGGCCAGAGCGAUACGGUGGCACUGAUCACUGCAACAGGUGCCACAGCGUGUACCACAAAUCGGACGAUUGCCCGGCGAAGGAUAAGACCUGCUUGAUGUGUGGUAAAACCGGUCAUCUCGCAAGAGCAUGCCCGUCAGCUUACCCAACUUCGAACCAGCGUGUGGAGAAUAACGGACAGGUCAACGCGGUGUCGAACCUUCCAGCAUUAAUGGAUGGGGAUGCAGAGAGUGGGGAGGCAGCAAAGCCGAACACGUCACUGGAAAAGGUUACGCGUUGUGAGGAGAUGAAAUGUGAUGUCAUCGAUGAAGUAGAGAUGCCACCCACAUCGCUCAAAGACUCGAGCGAGCAGGUAAACAGAUUAUUGGGCUAAAU
Culex pipiens pallens (northern house mosquito) is the source of this 1948-nucleotide messenger RNA. RefSeq lists its product as uncharacterized. NCBI's taxonomy places the organism in Eukaryota, Metazoa, Arthropoda, Insecta, Diptera, Culicidae. The transcript has 2 exons. Bases 816 to 1946 code for a protein of 376 amino acids. The record is from RefSeq and is a predicted model, not a curated record. Gene Ontology annotation, molecular function: zinc ion binding; nucleic acid binding.